AUUGUAGGUUCCACACGGUCACAUAUAAUUGACGCACAUCAACAGCACAGCGCGAACGAAGCCGACCUGGAAAAACUCUUGGUGGAGGAGUUUUACUUCACCACGAAGAGGAGAGGGAAGCUCCGCUGAGACGUCGGGAUGGAGCAGGGGGACCCACGGCCCCCCCAGCACAUCAAAUCAGAAGAGGAGGAGCCACGGCACCCCCACAUCACAGUGGAAGAGGAGAAGCAAGCAUGGGCUCAGGAGGAGGCUGACGUCAGUAAAUUCCCAGUAAUUUGUGUGAUUGUGAAGAGCGAGGAUGAGGAUGAGGACGAGGGCGAAGACGAUGAAGCUCAGUGGUCCCAACUUGAUCGCAGUCAAGGUGAGAAGAAGAGAAGCUCGGAGGCAGGCAGCCUCUUAGCUCCGCUGUCGGAUAGUGACGACACGGACGAGGAAGAUUCCAAAGCAGAUACUCGCAGGCGUCACACUGACGACAAACACUUGAAAUGCUCUCAGUGCGACAAAACUUUUGGUGACGGGAGAAUUUUGAAGCGACACACGAGGCUCCACACGGGAGAAAAACCGUUCAUUUGUUCGGUUUGCGGUAAGAGCUUCAAGUUGAAGGAAUAUUUGAUCGUCCACAUGAGGACUCAUACGGGAGAAAAACCGUUCAUCUGCUCCGUUUGUGGAGGCAGAUUCUCUCAAAAGGGGAGUUUGAUGAAACACACAAGAACGCACACCGGAGAGAAACCAUUUUCUUGUUUAAUCUGCAGCAAAACUUUUUCUGCCAAGGGACACUUAACAGCACACACAAGGACACACACUGGAGAAAAACCAUAUUCCUGCUCCGUGUGCAACACAAGUUUUAGCGACAGUUCGGCACUGGGGAGGCACGCAAGAACACACACUGGUGAGAAACCUUUUACUUGCUCGCUUUGCGGUGAAAGAUUUGCUCAAAAAGGAAAUUUGAUGGCACACAUGAAUAGACACACUGGAGAUAAACCAUUUUCAUGCUCCUUUUGUGGGCAAAAAUUCUCCCGAAAGGGGAUUUUGCUGAAACACACAAGAAGACACACUGGGGAGAAACCAUUCAGUUGCGAUAUGUGUGAUAAAACCUUUACUUAUAAGUACCAGCUGAACAAACACAAGUGUGCUGGUGAGAAGAGCAGCGCUUGAUGACGUCACGCGUGAUGACGCUGACAAAGGAGUUGCUAUGACAACGACAUGGAUGUUCUCAUUUUAGCGUAGAAAUAAGUAUUCUGUGUGAAUGGGAUCUGAAAUAAAAGCGGGGCUUGUAGGCCAUUUUUUUGGCACCUCAUUUUUAAAAAUCAUGUUAUUGUAUAUUACCCUCAUCACAAAGCUAAUAUGUGAAUGUUUUCUUGAAAUAGCUUAGCAUAUAUUUCCCUAUAUUUGAUUGUUUGUAGCAUCUUGAAUGUACAAAAUGUAUCAAAGUGGCUCCUGCGUCCUUAAUAUUUCUGUAUGCAGCGCUCACAGGAAAGGGUUUGGACGCCCCCCUAAAGUAUGAAGUAGUAGUACUAUUAAGUGUAUUGCUUGGAAUUACUUGCAUACAGUCGACAUCAGGAGUGUCCAAAUUGUUUUUCAGCGAGGGCCACAUACUGAAAAACGGAAGGACGCAAAGGCCGCUUUUAUAUUUUGUAAAUCAACACAUGUAGAUAUGCUAUAAAGUUAUAUAUAUUUCAAGACAAAACGACAUGUUUUUUUCAUAAUAGCUGACUUCCCAUAAUAUUUGGACUUUAUUCUAUAUUUGAA
Molecule: messenger RNA, 1749 nt
Organism: Doryrhamphus excisus (bluestripe pipefish)
Lineage: Eukaryota; Metazoa; Chordata; Actinopteri; Syngnathiformes; Syngnathidae
Source: RefSeq, a predicted model, not a curated record